UUAAAUUUGGUGAGCACCCCAGAUCUGGGUGUUAGCGGCUUAAUUCUCCGGCUCCGGCUUGAGAGAAACAAAUCCUAAAGCCAUAAUAUCAAAGUUGUACGAUGCUGGUUUUCACCUCCAACCUGCUCAAACCUUGCAGACCUUUGAGUUUGUUUCACGACUUCACUUCCAAAAUGCUCAUGUCUCAGUCCACCUCUAUCCCCAAAAAGCAGGAAAGGGUACGCGACCACGGUUUCGAUAACUACAUGGAAAUCGAGAAGAAGACCCGCAAAGUCCUCAAAUUCCAAUCCCUAAUCCUUUCUCAGCCAAGCCAAACGCUGCCCACCUCUCGUUUCGACUCUCUCGCUCGUCGCCUUGGCCUCGGUUUCAAAGAAAACGAAGCCGCCGCUUAUCUCCUCAAAUUCCCUCACGUUUUUGAAAUCUACGAGCACCCUGUUCUUAGAAUCCUCUUUUGCAGGCUAACCCGUAAGGCGCUUCUCCAAAUCGACAAGGAAAAAGAAGCCCUCAUUGCCCAGUUACCUGAUGCUGUCACCCGGUUAAGGAAGUUGCUUAUGAUGUCCAAUACGGGUCGUUUAAGGCUGGAACACGUUCGGAUUGCCAGGAAAGAGUUUGGGUUGCCUGAUGAUUUUGAGUUCUCGGUAAUUCUCAAAUACCCUGAAUUUUUUAGAUUGUUUGAUGCUCGAGAGACUAGGAAUAAAUACAUUGAGAUUGUUGAAAGAGAUCCUAAGUUAGCUGUCUGUGCUAUAGAGAGAGUUAGAGAGAGAGAGUACAGACAAAAAGGACUUGAUGCUGAGGAUAUUAGGUUCUCAUUUAUUGUGAAUUUUCCACCUGGGUUUAAGAUUGGUAAGUAUUAUAGGAUUGCAGUUUGGAAGUGGCAACGAGUUCCGUAUUGGUCGCCUUAUGAGGAUGUUUCUGGUUAUGAUUUGAGGUCAUUGGAAGCUCAGAAGAGAAUGGAAAAGAGGGCAGUAUCAACUAUUCACGAGCUGCUCUCAUUGACCGUGGAGAAGAAGAUUUCUUUGGAGAGGAUUGCGCAUUUUAGGAUGGCAAUGAAUUUGCCUAAGAAGUUGAAGGAUUUUCUGCUUCAGCAUCAGGGGAUAUUUUAUGUUUCGACAAGGGGGAAUUAUGGGAAGCUUCAUACAGUGUUUCUUAGGGAGGCUUAUAGGAAAGGGGAGUUGAUUGAACCAAAUGAUUUGUAUUUGGCGAGAAGGAAGUUGGGUGAGUUAGUUUUGCUUAGCUCUAGGAAGGCAAAGGUGGAGAAGGAUCUGGUUAGCUAUAGGAGGGAUAGGGAAGUUGAUGACAUUUUGUGUGUUAGACCAGACUAUAUGGAAAACGACUUCGAAGAUUUCAGGGCUGAGGAUGAAAUUGAGCACAAUGAGAAAGGAAAAGAUGGUUUAGAUUCAGAUUUAGUUUCUGAUAACAUAGAUGAGAAUGAAGUUAUGGAUGAAAAGGAGGAUAUUGUGUAAGAGAAUAACAAGACUGAUUUUUUUCAGUUAGUCAUUUUACAAUAUUGAUGAUUGAAUUCUAGACUUGAGUUUGAAUUGCUGAUUAUGAAAAUUUAUCCUUUAAACCAGACCCAAUUUGAACGCCAUGAAAAUGUAAUUCUUAGACAAGAAAAUGAUAAACUCUGUGCUGAGAACGACUUGUUGAAGCAGGUUGUGACUGCCCCAGUAUGCAAUGUAACAAUUGUGGUGGUCCUGCAGUGCCUAGUGAAAUUAUCUUUUGAACAACACCUAGGAUUGAGAAUGCUCGGUUAAAAGAUGACUGAGCUGGAUAUGUGCUUUAACAAACAAGUUCUUAGGCGGGCCUCUCUCGUCCUCGGGGAGUCAUAUUCCUUCUCACGGAUUGAACACCAAUUUUGGAGCUUGCAGUUGGAAGGAAUGAUUUUGGUGGCAUGAACAAUGCAGGCACUACAUUGCUAAUGGGAUUUGACUUGGGCGAUGGCUCUAUGAUGCCCUUUGUGAAACAUGUGGUCAUGAAAUGCAAUAUGACAGGUCAGCUUUUGUUGAUAUUGCUUUGUCAGCUAUAGAUGAAUUAACUAAGACGGCUCUAUGAUGUUGCCUAGAUGGUGGGAUGGAAUCCUUGAACAUUGAGUAGUACAGGACUUUCUCCUCUAGCAUUGGUAUGAAACCGAGCGGCUAUGCAACUAAGGAGGCUACAUGGGCCACUGGACCGGUUUACCUCCAUGGCUUGGCUCUUGUAGAAGCAUCGAUGGAUGCGGCCAUUCACUUGUUCAGUGCCUUCAUUGGCCUAUUGAACUUCCCAUCAGCUAUUGGGAUUUGAUUGUUUGUUUUGUUCUUUUGAGGCCUUUGGUAUUAGACUUUGAUGAAAUUGUACAAACCAUGGUUGAUAGUGAAAGAAACAAAUUAAACAA
This is a messenger RNA of Hibiscus syriacus, 2371 nucleotides long. RefSeq names its product protein ROOT PRIMORDIUM DEFECTIVE 1-like. The record is from RefSeq and is a predicted model, not a curated record. Gene Ontology annotation, molecular function: RNA binding. The transcript has a single exon. The coding region runs from base 102 to 1463 and encodes 453 amino acids. NCBI's taxonomy places the organism in Eukaryota, Viridiplantae, Streptophyta, Magnoliopsida, Malvales, Malvaceae.